This is a messenger RNA of Saccostrea cuccullata (small rock oyster), 7519 nucleotides long. RefSeq names its product transport and Golgi organization protein 1 homolog. NCBI's taxonomy places the organism in Eukaryota, Metazoa, Mollusca, Bivalvia, Ostreida, Ostreidae. Bases 52 to 5595 code for a protein of 1847 amino acids. Gene Ontology annotation, molecular function: protein binding. The record is from RefSeq and is a predicted model, not a curated record. The transcript is spliced from 29 exons.
ACUUAGGGAAACAGGAAGUAAAACUGCAGCGCCAGCUGACGUGUACAAAGCAUGAAACUCAAAGAAAUGACAGACGCUCCAAAAAGUAAAAAACUAGUUUUAGUGAUAUUGUCUGUCGGUUUCAUUAUAAAUGGGAGCUCAUCAUCAAAGAUAUCAGAUUUACGUCUGUGUGGUGACAAGGAAUGCAAGACAACCUUAUCAUAUGGACGUACCCUGGCUAAACACAUGCAGAAUGAUCCAAUCUUCCUAAACUUUGAGAGAAAUGUGAUGUUGGAAAUUACAAGUAAAUCCGCUGGAGAUCGUCCUGAUUUGUGGGGCGGGAGAUUAGACGGGAAGACUGGCUAUUUUCCAAGAUCUUUUGUGAGGGAAUACAAAGUUGAAAACCCAUCUCCACAAUUUAUUGUGCCAACAGAGUUCUCGGAGGGAAAAGUUAUUGAGCUUCAGGAAAAGCCUGCCAUGCCCCCAAACAAAGGUGAAGAUGACACAGAAGUUGAAGAGGAGGAAGAUGAUACAGAGGUGGAAGAUGAGGAAGAUGACCUGUGGUGGGAGGAUGAUAAAGAUAAAGAAAAUGCAAAAAAAGAUGAGCAGAAAGAACAAGAAAAACCUUCUCCUCCAAGUCCAGGGCCUUCAAAAGACGAUAAACAAACAGAACAGAAAGACAGCAUUAAAGGAGAGCAGACGGAGGAGAGCCAGGGUACAGCUAGCCAACAACCAGGGGGAGGGGAGGAGAGUCAGGGUACAGCUAGCCAACAACCAGGGGGAGGGGAGGAGAGUCAGGGUACAGCUAGCCAACAACCAGGGGGAGGGGAGGAGAGUCAGGGUACAGCUAGCCAACAACCAGGGGGAGGGGAGGAGAGUCAGGGUACAGCUAGCCAACAACCAGGGGUAGGGGAGGAGAGUCAGGGGACCCAAACAAAGGUAGAGGAAAUUGUCCCCAUACCCAGUGGUGAGAAAGACCCCACAGAGGCCAAGGAGACAAAAGAAGGACAAAACAUCCCCCAAAAUAAAGCCAAUGAAGAAGAAGGCAGUCAGCUUCAUAUUAAAAAAGAAAAUAGGGUGAAGGAAAAGCUGGAUGAAUUAAGAGAGUCAUUAUUCUCUCUGCACAAUAAUGAUGAUGAAGACAAAGUUAAAAUUGAUGAAUUAAACAAAAUGUUGGAGGAAGGAUCUAAAAAGAAAGAACCAGAGUCAACUACGGAAUUACCCUCUACAGGUUCCAAAGAAAAAUCAGACUCUACGACAGACUCAGACCAGGGACUGUCUCAAAAGGUAGAAGCUGAACAGGGACAGUCUCAGAAGAUGGAAGCCAAACAGGGACAGUCUCAGAAUGUAGAAGCUGAGGUACAAACAGAUGAUGAGGGACUGAAACUUCCCGGACUGUCAGAUUUACUAAAAGAAGGAGUAGAUGAUACAAAAAAAGUGUCAGAGGAUCCUAAACCCCCCGAGGAAGAUGAGACAGAGAUUGCCGAUGAAACUGAGAUAAGUAAUGAGGAAAGCAGAACUGAGGCUAAACAGGAAGUGAAAGAAGAUGUUGGGAAGGAUGCUGACAUUGUACUUCCUGAUGGUUUACCUGUUGGUCCUCCUAUGACUGACAAGGAAGGUCUUUCAUCAGUACAGGGGAACACAGGGGCAGGGAUCCAGCCAUCUUCUGUAAUACAGAAUAAAAAGGAAGAAGAGACACUUCUUCAGAGUUCGUUUACUUCAGAAGAAAGUGCUGCCAAAACUGUGGAGCAGAGAGCAAGUAGUACAAGUACUCCAGGGCUGACAGAAACACAUUCCUCAGUGACAGAGUCCUCCACUGUAAACGAGGCCCCACAGCAGACAGCUAUGGAGGGUUACACCAUCAUUGAUGGAACUCCAUUCCCACUGGAUAUGUUUGAAGACCCCACUUCUACAGAAAAUGUUGUAAAGCAGACAGAAUCAGUAGUGUUGUCCUCCACACCUACUCAGCAGCACACUUCAACUGUGUCGGUGGAUCAUAUCUUAACUUCAUCCGAACAAGAGAAGGCAGAGCAAAUCACUGCAGAGUCUAAGACAGCAUCUGAAUCUUUGGAACAAAGUUCUCAACCUCCUGUUGUGUCAUCUCAAACAAAAACAAUUGUAGAAUCAGUCAGUCCUGAUACUGCUUCCUCAGCAGAUAUUGUUCCAACAGUAACUGAAGGUGGUACUGAGGCUUCAAAAAUGGAUGUGGAAUCCCAAAAAGUGGAGAAAAUACCAAUAGAUUCUAAACAUUCUGUUCCUGAUACAAGCAAGGAGGUAGGAGAAAUAAACACUGAACAACUUCAGAAGGAAGCAGUCAAGCCAGGAAACUUGACAGGUUUGCUAGAAAAUGCAAAUGAUACAUCAUCUCAAGUAAAAAAUGCUCAAGCUGAAGAUACUGAAGAAAAGACUGCUGCAGAUCUUAAACAGAAUAAUGAGGCAAACUUGCAAAAAAUUGAAACAGAGGUUAAAGAAAGCUCAGAAAAUGUCACAGAUACCAAUAGAAAAACAGAAGGUGAACAGAAAACAGCAGAAACUGAACAAGAGCAAAAACCAUUGGAAUCCAGUGAAGAACCAAACUUGUCAGUGCUGAAGUUUUUGGGUGAGGAAGAUACCAGUCCUGAUUCAGGUAGUGUUGAUGAAAAUGUGAGAGAAAUGAGCAUUCCUGAUGAUGGGGAAAAGACCAGAGAAGAAGGAAAACAGGAGCAGAUAAAGAGAGAGAUGACUGAUAAACCCAUCCAGGAGCAGACGACAGCUUCAGCUGUUCCCUCUACCUCCCCAGUAGAACAGCUUAUGUCUUCCAUGGAGAGUGAUUACAGAAUGGACAACAAAGAGAUAAUUGACAACACAAGAAAUACAGCCAUUGCUGGUGACCAACAGAAUGCCUCUAAGACUGUUGUUGACACUGAUCAUUUAAAGAUUGAUCUUCCCACCACUGUGGAUGCUUACUCUACUGCUGACUUCUUAUCUAGGAAACCACUGUCACACGAGCCUCACAAACUCCCACACUCUGUCAAAGAAGAAAGCAAGCCAGAUGUAAUACCUAAAGAUGGAGGUGAUCAGAAAGAGGAAACAGUCACAGAGUCCCCUCUUCUGUCAACAACUCAAUCAGAGUCAAAAACCUCUGCAGACAAAGGAAAUAUGGAAGAGAAUAAACAGGAAACAGUAACUGAAAGUCCAGUAGUAUCAACAACAGUGUCAGGUAGUGAUGAAGGAGAAAUUCCCCCACCACCUACAGAAUCUACUACACCAUCUAGUUUUGGUCAGUCUGCCAGGGAACCGGCACCAAAAGCUGAGGAGGUCUUUAUUCCUGGAGAAGGUGGUCAAGGUUCUACCACAUCCAAGGAAGACAUUCAGUCAUCUUCAACAGAGACAGUGUCCACAACAGAGACAGUUCCUAAAGACUCAGAGUCAGCACCACAAGGAGAGCAGGACUCUACAACAGAGGCAGUUAAAGACUCAGGGUUAAAUGAGCAGGAGGAGUUUAUGUCUCGGAAGAUCAAUGAUGCAGGUUUGGAGGAGCAGGAAGAUAUGGCCUACAAAGCUGAGAUGAAGGGAGACCGAUUCCUAAAGAGCUUAAUCACAAAGCUUCCCCCCUCAGUGCAGGCCCUGCUAGAACAGGAACCAUUAGGACUGUCUCCACAGAUGACCAUUCUUGUCACCAUAGUUACCAUAGCAUCCCUGGUGAUUGUCACAUGCUGCAGUGUCAUUUUAGGGGGAGGCAGGAAAACUAAGAAACAAGACCCUGUUGUUGUGGUUAGAGGCCUGGAAGAGAAGUUGUUCAUACUUACCAAAGAGAAGGAGAAUUUGGAGGAUGAACUCAGUGCCCUUCGGGAGAAGAUGGAUGGUAUUGAGGAGGAUAAGAAGUCCACACAGUCAUCUGUCGGGGACAUUCAGAAAGACUUACAAACACUGCAGCUCCACAACACUGCCCUGAAGGAACAGGUAGAAACCAUGUCUGAGGAAAACACAGAGGUAAAACAGGAACUAUCUCAGAAGACAAAGGAACUCCGAUCUAAAGACAACCAGUUGAAAGACUUGGAGAAACAGAUAAAACAGAAAGAUGAGAAGUACAACAAAACAAAUGAGAAACUGAAAGAAGCUAACAAAGAGGUACAGGAGAAAUCAGGGGAAAUAAAAACGAUGAAAUCUCAGGUGCAGAGUCUGACAGACCAGGUGUCUCACCUAGAGGCCAAUAAAUCACAGUUAACUGAAGAAGCUCAUGUUUGGAGUGAGAAAGUGAAGGAGCUGACAGAGCAGCUAGACUAUGUGAAGGGAGAACAGAAACAGAUGGCUGAGGACUUAGCCUACAAAGAAAAUGAAAUAGAGGUUCUGAGGGACUGUUUCCUCCAACUGAAGGCGUUUCAGAGCCAGGCAGGGGAGGAGGGGGAAGAAGGGGAGGAAAACAGAGAUGAGACAGAUUCUGGAAAUAUUGAAUCCAAAUUGAAGUCCAUGAUGGAUGUGUCACAGGUUUCAGCAAAAUUGAAAGCCUCAGAGGAGGAGAAGAGAUCACUAGAGAACAGACUAGACAUAGAAAUGCAGAGUAGGAGAGACAUGGAAGAGAGGAUCUUGGACUUAGAAAGGAAGGCAGAAAAUCUUCAGUCAGACAAGAUGAAGGCUGAGCGACAAAACAGUGAAGCUCAGACAAAGUUAGAGGUCUUAUCCAGCUACUUCAAACAGAAAGAGCUAGAACUACAAAGGGAGUUGGGUGAACAGGAGGCUCUAAAGAAGAUGAACAUUAACAAGCUGGAGAACUCUGACACCAGAACAAAGAUGAUGCAGGAGGAACUCGAUGGAUCAAAGGCUCAAGUAGAAGAUCUUAAAAGGGAAAUUUUAUCAGCUGAGAGAGACUUCCGAUCUCAGAUUGCAGCUAAUGAAAAAAAAGCUCAUGAAAACUGGCUUGCAGCCCGGGCGGCUGAGAGAGAACUGAAGGAGACGAGACAUGAAGCAUCAGUAUUACGACAAAAGUUGACAGAUUUAGAGCGGCGCCUGAUGCAGGGACCCCCAGGUGGGCUGAUCAGGCCUGUCCCCUCACGAGGAAUGCCUCCACCAGGCAUGAUAAAUGGCCCUCCCGUACCUGGAAUGGAGAGGCCAGGAUCAAGAGGUCGAUUACCUCCAAGUGGUCCAAGAGAUGAGGAUUUCCCUGGAUCUCCAGGUCCAGAUUCAGAGAGGAGACCACCCCCUCCCAUAGGUCCUGACGACAGGAGAAUUCCACCCUUCCAUCCAGAGGACAGAAGAAUGCCCUUCCCAGAUGACAGAAGAGUUCCACCUAUGGAGGGCCCCGAUCGACGACAAACACCCAUGGGUUCCCGUGUGCCCCCUCCACAUCCCAUGGACAUUCGAUCCCCACCCCCAUUUGACAGGCGGCCUCCUCCCCCAGUGGAUAGAAGGUCACCACCUCCUUAUGAACGAGGGUUAAGGCUUCCUCCCCCUCCUUUAGAUUCAAGGUCACCAGGACAUAGAAUGCCAUUUCCUCCUGAUAUGCCUCCUCAUCUUCGAGGCCCCCCAAGGGGGCCCCUUUCUCCUCCUCUCCGGAAUGAGGGUCAGGGAAUAGACGGACCCCCUUAUCGACCCCCACACGACCCAGAUAGAGAACCAAGGCAACAGAGCCAGGUUUGAGAAAUUAGAGCAAAGGAUCACCAAAAGAGGACACAAGAACAAUAAACAAGGUCCCAAGAUGUCUCAAGAGAUUCAAAAAACAGACUUUGUGUUCAAUUAGCAUAUUUUAAAUUAGUAAAUAUAGACUAGCUUUUAAUGUGUGAAAAGGGUGUGAAAAAUUGGUACUAGUACAUGUACCUAAUGUUUAGAAACUGUGAUAAUAAACGGUUAUAAACCAGGUAUGUAAUAAUUGUAUGUUAAGGUGAUGUUUGUAUGUGAUUGUAACUUGUUUCUAAGAAAACAAUAGUAAGUGUUUUCUUGAUAAAGUAUUGAGAAUUUUCAGAAUGAUUUUUUUUUAUGUAAUUGACUAUGUUACUAUUAUGUGUAUUUCGAUGAAAGAAGUUUUGUAUAAUUGUACUUGAAGACCCAUUGUUUUAUCUUUAACAUUGGAUAUGAGCUCUUAUCUGGCCAAUACAUUCAUCUUCAAAUUCUACUUGUAGCAGCAAGUAAAAGUGUUUUCCUAGUUCUAAAGGAAAAUCGUAUUUUCAUUAUUGAUGUGGUAGUUACAACUAGUUAUUUACUAUUCUGUUGCCAUGCUGAACUAGUCACAUUCUUAGACAUUAUAAGUUCUAGGGUAUUUGAUCUCUUUCCAGAAUUAUCCCCCAUCUAUGUUAUCAUUCAUUAUGGAAACAUGAGGGCUGUUUUUGUCAUUUUUUCCUGUUGUUGGUACAUGUAUAUUUUCUGCAUCUUAUGUUGAUUAAUGUAGGUUAUUUAAACUCUGUUAAAUUUUAAAAUAGAUAAAGUUAUGAUUUGUGAAAUGUUUUACAGAAGUGUACAUCAAAUUAAUCAAGUUUUAUUGAAGAAAGUUGAGGGUUAUUUGCUAAACCAGCAGAUUAAUUUACCAUGCUUGCUAAAUAUAUCCCACAGUCCUCACUAUUUCUAACAAAUCUGGACAUUUUGGCACCCAGUGUAAACACUUAUUAUGUUAAAUGUGCCACUGAGUGCUUGUGAUUUCUUUGUGGAUGAAAUGAAGGAGACAAAUGAUUCUAGUGGUUCAUAAUUCAAGUAACUAAAAGAAGGUAUUGAGAUUAAAAAAAGAAAUAUAGGAUUAAUGAAAUUAUUUAUUCCACUUUAUUUUAAUUCCAUUUUAAAGAUAAAAUAUAUCUAUAUACAUAGAAAUAUUUCUUUUCCCAAAUGAAUUAAAAAUAUUUUGUCUGACCAAGCUGAUUUAAGGAAUUUUAUUACUCUGUUUAUCUUGCAUUUAAAGUGUCCAUUUUACAUCAUAUUACAUUUUACAUCAUCAGCAGUUAUAAUAAUUAUGAUUUUCCCAGGCUUAUCCAGCUUAGCAAUUAAUAUCAAGUUUAUCUGUUGUUAUCUCUGUUUAAGGUGCCCUUUUUCUUUUUGUGUGAGACAUGAAGAUUUAUUUGACCUAAGUAGUGUCCCUUCAAUGAUUGUUUUGUCGAAGUACCUCUAUUUCCAAUCUUGAAUUUCUUUACUCAUUUUGUGGGUUGUGUUUUGUAUAGAACUAUUUUUACUAAUUACUUGAUAUAUUGUUGAUAAUAAAAAAAAUCAUGGUAGCUAAAUGGCUUAUGUUAGCUAAUAUUGUAUACUAGCUAGUUUUAAAUUAUUCUCUGUGAAUCUGCAUGAACAUCUCUGAAUGUUUUAAGGACAUUGGUUUCUGAAUUUUCCCAAAUAAUUUUUGUAGAGGGGGAAUGUUUCCCAGUGAUAAAUUAUUGUUAAAUAACUUUUCUCAUGAUAAAUUACACAUGCUUUGAUGAAAAGAAAGAGGAACCAAAAUUAAAUAAGAAAGAAACAACCAACAUUUGAGAUGGAGCUUUUGAAGCUUGCUGAAAGAAAUGUAUGUGUGAUUUAGAUGUAAUUUAAUUGAUGAGAAAAUAUGUUCAUGUAUUCCUAUUAAGGAAGCAAAUAAAAUGUUUAAAAUUAU